AUGUAUCUUCCGCGCCAACUAAUAUCCCACCUCUACCUCCAACUCCUCCGCUCGCACCACCCCCUCUCCCCACCCGUGCUCAUCCUCGUCGCCCUCGAAUCAGACGCCCUCUGCGCCUGCCGCAUCCUAACCGCCCUCCUCAAACGCGAUUACAUCCCGCACAAGAUACACCCUGUUGCCGGGUAUGGCGAUCUCUCGCGCGCCGGCGAAGAGCUCGUCCGGCCCAUGCAGACGGGUAAUGGGGGCAGCGGAGGCGUUGUCGUUUGUCUAGGCGUCGGCGGGCUGGUUGAUCUAGGUGAGAUUCUGGGGUUGAGCGGCGAGGACAACGACAACGCGACAGAGGAGGAUAUGGGCGGUGUCGAGGUGUGGGUUUUUGACGCGAGGCGGCCGUGGAACCUGGCCAACGUUUUUGGUGGGCAGACCCAGGUGCUUGCGGAGAUUGAUGGGAAUGCUUCUACGGUUGCUGGGAGGCGGCAACAAACGUGUGGUGUGGAGAAAGGCCGCGUGACGGUUUCGUAUAAAAAUGGUGGUGGGGGGAUCGUUGUUUACGACGAUGGAGAUAUAGAGGAGGAGAUGGAGAAGGAGAGGGAGGCUUAUUGUGCUUUGAUGGAGAUGCCGGAAGUUGAUGAAGACGAGGAGGACGACGAUGACGAGGAAGAAGAUCAGGAACCGCCAUCGAGUACGGACUCUAGGAAGCGGAAAUCCUGGUCGCGUGAGGACGACGACGACGAGAAUGAAGAGCUUCAAGAUGACGAGGAGCCUCCUCGGCAGCGAAGGAGAAGUAAUUCUAACUCGUCAAUCGCUUCAUCACCAACGCGUGUGCGCAGGACCGAGCAUGACUCCUCAAAUUCCUCACGCUCCGGCACACCCGUGUCUGACUCGCCCUCGCCGGCGCGACAGAAACAACCAUCCGCGCGAUCAUUACGACGCCGACUCCUCCGAAUGAAGCGCAAACACGAGAGUGUGCUACAGCAGUACUACUCGUCCGGAACGUCCUACUCUGAACCGAUCUCUUCUAUAAUGUACUCCCUUGCAUCGGAAUUGGGCCGUGAAGACAAUGACCUCCUUUGGCUGGCCAUCGUCGGGGUCUGUAGCUUGGAACUUGGCGGCCGGACCAUGUCCGGAGUAGGCGUCUCGAGCGCGUCCGAGUCGGGAGGCUUGGCGGGAUGGGGUGGAGAGCGCGGAGAGCGAAUACGGCAGAUUCUACGCGACGAAGUCCAUCGACUCAACCCGCCAGAUCCUUCCGAGCGGGACCGCGAUAUCAGAGGCGAGGUCACAGGCGUCAUUCCGACGACUGCCCGGUCUCCCACCGACAAGUCCAUCCGAUUAUCCCCGGAGCCUCGCUUUAUCUUGGUUCGGCACUGGUCACUUUACGAGAGCAUGCUUCACAGCCCAUACCUCGCGUCUAGGCUGCAUGUAUGGACUGAAAACGGGCGUAAACGAUUGCACAAGCUACUGGCAAAGAUGGGGAUCAGCCUGACGCAAUGCCAUCAAAACUAUACGCACAUGGACAUGGAACUCAAGCGGGUGUUGCGACAGCGACUGCUCAAAUAUGCUCCGAUGUAUGGCAUGGACGGGUUAGUGCCGUCAGAAGCGUCUGGGCAUGCAGCCUCCCGAGAAGGAUGGGGCUUUGUACGUUGUUGGGGCUGGAAAGCUUGCCUGUCUGCCACAGAUGUAGGUGUCAUGAUUGGCGCCAUCCUCGAGGUUGGGCCAGAGGAAGUCCCUGGCGCAUGGGAUGCAAAGCGCCUGCCUCGGAUACGAAGGGCGCAAGAAGGCAGUUCUGGCCCCGACGACGACGCAGAUACAGACCCAUCGAAUCUUCUUGCCCGUUUCUGGACAGCAUACGAUGCGCUAUCACUAACGUCAGAGUCCCCAACGCUUCUCAUGGAAGCGCUACCCCUCGCUCAGCAUCUACACCGGGCCAUCCUCCGAACAGGCACGUCUCUGCUGUCCAAGCAUCAGAUUAGGCACCUGAGGGCGUUUCGUAUCGCAGUCGUCAAGGACGGCCCUGAUGUCAAGCUUUUUACGAACCCAGGGGCGCUGACCAAGCUAGCAUUGUGGGUUGCCGAGGCCAUUCGCGUGCAGGAACGAGACCGCAGUGACACUCUCAAGAUCGGCAAGAGGCGAGCAGCCGGUACACCGCUGGUCCUUGCAGGGCUUGAUGAGGAUCGUGGACUCUACGUUGUCGUCGGCACUGGUGGCGGAGGUGGCGUGAUUGACUUUGCUGCUCUGUCUAGACGUCGUGAAGAACGGCGCAAGAAGAAAGAAAUCAAGGAGAAGAAGCGAAGCGAGCGAGAAGAGGCUCGUGUGAGACGUGCCGCCGAGCGGGCUGCAAGGGCAGAGGACGGCGAGGAAGACGAAGAGGAAGAAUCGGAGGAGGAAGAGUCCUCUGAGUCGUCUGAAUCCGAGUCUGAGGACGAACAAGACAUGAGCGGUAACAAGCACCUUUUACGCAAUCGAUUCGGUAUCGCUUUCCAGGAAGUCGUACAAGAGACGAACACUCGAGUGCGGAUCGACAGCUUCGAGCACUGCGUGGUCGAAGUACAAAAGGAAGAUCUAGGAGGGUUCCUUGAAGCCCUCAGUUUCCGUAGUGUUGUUGGUUGA
This is a messenger RNA of Aspergillus calidoustus, 2604 nucleotides long. Lineage: Eukaryota; Fungi; Ascomycota; Eurotiomycetes; Eurotiales; Aspergillaceae. The record is from the annotation of a GenBank genome assembly.